AUGGUACUAAGCCGUUUCCGAGAGCCUUUAAAACAGGCCCUCCGGCUGCCUGUCAUCCGCUCUUCUAUCCUCCCCACUCUCCGUCGACCCAUGUCCGCCCUCAAACAACACCAACCUUCCACCAUGUCUUUCUUCGACGAGCCCCGCUUUGAACACCAGUUCCUCUCCAACAGCCCAGAGGAACCAAUGCUAUUCGAUUUUGACGACUACUCGUCGUUCAUUGCCCCUGGAUACGACGAAACUCAUCCUCCCCUCGACGAAAUGCCUCCGUCUCCCGCCUAUGAGCUGGCGCCAGCAUACUCCGCGGACCCUUUUGCGUCGUACAAUGAAGACGUCAAACCACAGCCACAUCGACUCUAUCUGAGCAACUGGGCUUCGGACCCGCCCUCCGCUACCUCCCCGACCUCCCCGAUACCCAUCCCUUCCCCCAAUUCGACUCAUGACUUUAUCUCCUACAAUGAUCAUUCGUCACCACUCAGUUUUGACGCGCCAUUCUCUCCGUUAUCACUUGCUGCUGCGCUUCCUUUACCCGCGAGUUUCUCGCCUUCCUCGUCAAUGGACGAGCACCAUCAUACCCACUAUGCCGUUCCACGGCAACUAAUGGAUUCUGUCUCGCCACAAGAGACCACUAGUUCCUCUUCUUCAACAACACAAGUCCCUCAAUGGGCUGCCCAGCUAUGGGAUUCGUCACCAGCGACGCGACACUCGCGCACUGCAUCAUCCCCGCGUUCUAUUACGCGUCAUUCACCCUUGUCUGGCAGACGUGACUCCUUAACGACUUCUGGGGGACAGCUGUUCCCGUCAACCAGUGCUCCUUCAUCUGCAAUAGCUGUAGGGCACAACACCAUCCGCGCUUACAGCAAGCGUGCCGAGUCAUUUGGCGCCUCCGAGGAUCGAGAUCGCGAUGCAACUGUUCGCAGGCGAAAGCGCAGUGGGCCGGCGGAGGAAGUCGAAGAUGAACAGAGUCAUGAUAACAACCCUACAGCGCCUCUGAAAUCUUUGUUGCGGCCCCCAAAGCUUGCCCCAUCAGCCUGGCAGCUGUAUUUCACCGAUUGGAUUCAACGGCAGCAAGCGUCAAGCAACCGGAAGCUCAAUGUGGCCCAGGCAGCCAAGGAAGCAGGGGCGGAAUAUGCUAGUUUGAGCGAGGAGGAGAAGGAGCCCUACAAGCAGCGAUCUCAGGCGGCGAAGGAGAUCCGGGAGCGUGAACUGAACGCUUAUCUCAGAUCGCUUACUCCUGAAGACAUCAAGCGUGAAAACGCGUUCCGAUCUGCUCAACGCAAGGCCGGAAAGUCGAGAAAGAGCAAUAUCAAGGACCCCAACGCUCCCAAGAAACCACUCAGCGCGUAUUUCAUGUUUUUGCAACGGAUCAGGGCAGACCCCGUGCUCGUGAGGGAGAUAUUUGGGGACGAGACCGAAACUACCAAACAGAGCGUCCUCGCUGCGGCGAAGUGGCGUGCCAUGUCCGACGAUGAGAGGAAGCCAUUCUUGGCACAGGCGGAGCAAGAGAAGAUGGAGUACGAGGCUGCGAGACGGCUGUACGAAGACGGGGCUGGCUCGCCUGGCUACGGGACCAAUAUCAACUUCAGCAUUUUGCCGGGGAGCCUCAGUCCUGCCCCGUUUCCUACGCUCAAACUCGAAUCGGAGAGUGAGAGCGAGGGUGACAGCCAUGGGCCGCGAACGCGGCAAUUUCGGGCAUCGUCAUGA
This is a messenger RNA of Mycena indigotica, 1704 nucleotides long. RefSeq lists its product as uncharacterized. Bases 1 to 1704 code for a protein of 567 amino acids. The transcript has 4 exons. The record is from RefSeq and is a predicted model, not a curated record. NCBI's taxonomy places the organism in Eukaryota, Fungi, Basidiomycota, Agaricomycetes, Agaricales, Mycenaceae.